CCGGCCACUCGGGCCGAUCAUUAACUCGUCAUACCCCAAUCGGAGCGGUCGCCUCUGUGGAACUCGGUCGGCCUGUGUGGAUCAAAGAUCAUCGAUCAAUCGAUCGCAUAUCCAGCUCGAUAGUCGUCGAGUAGGGGCAAUAACGGUUAUUACGGUUAUUAAAAUUUUCCAAACGGAAAAAUCCGCUGUGCCAGGCUAAAGAUUUCCGCGGCAUUCAACGGCACGUGGAAAGUGAUUCCGUUCGGCGGGCAGCAGCAGGUGAAAUACCGGUGAAUCAUCGAACCAUAACGGACUACAAUCCUAAAUCCGUUUCGCUGCGUCUGCGUCCAACCGGUUGGCGGGGCGACAAUAAAUAUACAUACGAGUGUGCAAAUAAGUGCCGUUCCAGGAAUCCCCCCAUGUCUCUCGAAAGUAAAGUACAAAGCUGAGGAGACAGUGUCCCCCACAUUAAUGGCCCUUGUGCAGGGCCACAGCCACAGCCAAAGCCUCAUACAAACCAUACACGGUGCGAGGCCAGUGAUUGGGCUCAGCCUUUAUCCCAUGCACCAGGAUGUCCCACCAAAGACAGUUAGACCUACAACCGAAUCGAAACUGGAAGAGUCGUCGGAGAAGGCGACGUCAAAGGCGGGGAGUGGAGGAGGAGGUUACCAGCAGAGACGAUGCCGCCGGCGGCGCUACAGCAGCAGUUCGACUAGCGACUCCAAUACCUCCUCGGACUCGGACUCCACAACGGACUCUGAUUCGGAUACAUCCGGCUCCUCUAGAAGCAGUAAAAGCAGCCACGGACUGCAACCCGCCCCCGAUUUGCCCGUGCCCGUGGCUGUACCAUUGCCCGAUCCUCACACAUCCCCGCCUCUACCUCUACCAAUCCGCAGUGAAAGCAGAGAACCAUCCAUCGAGUCCAGUGACUCCGUCACACCCGUCGAAGUGCCCGUGGAUCCGCAUGCCUGGACAACCGAGGACAUUGCCAGCUGGGUGAAAUGGCUGACGCGCAAGUUCAAGAUCGAUCCGGAGCCGGACAUCGGACGCUUUCCCAAGGACGGCCAGGAGCUGUGCGAACUGAGCCGAGCCGAUUUCUGGGUCUGUGCUGGAUCCCGUCGCGGAGGCACGCUCAUGGCCAAGCAUUUUGCUCUCAGCUUAUACCAAGCCACGGGCCGCGAGACGAGUCCCAUGCUCCACGAGAACGAGCCAAAUCCGUAUCAACUGCUGAACGCUGCCUCGCACCGAUUGGUUGCCCAGGGCUCCGGCGGGCAAAUACAGCUGUGGCAAUUUCUGCUGGAGCUGCUCGCUGAUUCGUCGAACGUCGCUUACAUCAGCUGGGAAGGCCAAUCGGGGGAGUUCCGGCUCAUUGACCCGGACGAGGUGGCCAAGCGAUGGGGCGAGCGCAAGGCCAAGCCAAACAUGAACUACGACAAGUUGAGCCGGGCUCUCAGGUACUACUACGACAAGAACAUCAUGACCAAGGUGCAUGGCAAGCGGUACGCCUACAAGUUCGACUUCCAUGGCCUGAUGGCCGCCUGCCAGGCCCAGGCGCAGGGCGGCGAUCCGGCCGCCAAUAUGCUAGGUUCCUACAAUCAUCAUCCCGGCGGCGGAAUGCCCCUGACCCGCCACCCGCCGCUGCACCACCACCACGCCCAGCAUCCACAUCAUCAUCAUCCGCACUCGCAUCCACACAGCCACGGACAUGUCCAUGCCGGACAGCCGCACUUCCUGCACCACCACACAUCGCCCGCCUCGACGAGCUCCAGUCUGGGAUUCCCGUCGCCUUCGACGGUCUCAUCACAGCCCUCGCCCGGCAAUGGUCCGUCCUCAUCGACAUCGGCGGCGGCGUUUACAGCACCAUUCCACGGCGGGACAGUGGCUGAACAGGCAGGCAGAACAGGAACAGGGACAGGCACAGGGGCGGGGAAUACAGCCUCGACCUAUGACCAGAACACCCCAUCCACGAAUGCAUUUAAUUGAAGAUGGAGCCGGGAACUACCCCAAUUUGUUUUGUGGGGUUGUAAUCAGUCGACCUACUGGGCAGGGGGUGGCGUGUGAGGGGGAGAUGCGCAGGGACCACCCAUUGCGCAGAUGGCAGUCAGUUGUCCCCGCUGCCCCGUUUCACCCCCACUCUGUUUAAAGAGCAUUUCGAGUCCGGGAGCAGAGCGGACCGGACCAUAAAAGGACGUAAAAAGGUACGACACGAGUAAUUUCCGCAUAAUUCCAGAUACUUUCGGUUAAUUGAGGAAUUGUGAUAGCCCGGAGCAUCGCAGAGCAAUAUAAGAGGAGAGCCAAUUUGUUACUUCGUCUGUUAUCCCUCGCUUCUAGCUGUAAGCAUAAGCAUAUCCAUGUAAUGCAUCCAGCAUCCCAGUAGAGGUCUCAUCAUUAUAUAUUUCUAAGCUCACUAAGUUCACCACCCACACACAAGCACAGAGAUAUAGUAAAUACAAAUACAAGAAAAAUACGCAAAUACAGAUAUAGAUACAGAUACAGA
Drosophila miranda is the source of this 2476-nucleotide messenger RNA. It is a transcript of the gene Ets21C, whose product is annotated as DNA-binding protein D-ETS-6. The record is from RefSeq and is a predicted model, not a curated record. Gene Ontology annotation, cellular component: nucleus. Gene Ontology annotation, biological process: regulation of transcription by RNA polymerase II; cell differentiation. Bases 451 to 1962 code for a protein of 503 amino acids. The transcript is spliced from 3 exons. Gene Ontology annotation, molecular function: DNA-binding transcription factor activity, RNA polymerase II-specific; sequence-specific DNA binding. Lineage: Eukaryota; Metazoa; Arthropoda; Insecta; Diptera; Drosophilidae.